AGGUUUCUGCCACGCUGCCCCAUGGAGGACGUGCCUGCUUCACUCAGCUGCUCUGACUGCCAACGCCACUUUCCUAGCCUCCCAGAACUGGUACGGCACCGAGAACUGCUCCAUCCAUCUCCCAACCGGGACACUGAGGAGACUGACCAGAUCCCCCGGCCCUACCGCUGUCAGCAGUGUGGGCGGGGCUACCGUCACCCAGGGAGCCUGGUCAACCACCGCCGGACCCACGAGACUGGCCUUUUCCCCUGUACCACCUGUGGCAAGGACUUCACCAAUCCCAUGGCCCUCAAAAGCCACAUGAGGACUCAUGCUCCUGAGGGCCGCCGCAGGCACAGACCUCCCCGCCCCAAGGAAGCCACCCCAUGCUUCCAGGGUGAGAUGGUGUCCACUGACUCGUGGGGCCAGAAGCUUGGCCCUGAGGAAGGCAGGGAAAACCAGACAAAACAUACUGAAGAGACACCUGGCUGUGAGUCUGGGCCUGACCCCAGGGCAGCUCCAGGCACUUGGGAGGAUCCAUCUGCUAGACAAAGGGGAGGCUGGGAGAGCCAGCCAGAUCCUGAGGAGGGUGCAAAGCGUUGGGGGGGCACCACCAACUCUGCCAGAGCCCCGCCUCUCCCCACCCCAGCCAGCAGCCUCCUUAGCAAUUUGGAACAGUAUUUGGCCGAAUCAGUUGUGAACUUCACAGGGGGCCAGGAACCCACCCAGUCCCCUUCUGCUGAGGAGGAACGGCGGUACAAGUGCAGCCAAUGUGGCAAGACCUACAAGCAUGCUGGAAGCCUCACCAACCACCGCCAGAGCCACACCCUGGGCAUCUACCCUUGUGCCAUCUGCUUCAAGGAGUUCUCUAACCUAAUGGCUCUGAAGAACCACUCCCGGCUCCAUGCCCAGUAUAGGCCUUACCGGUGUCCCAAUUGCCCCCGUGCCUUCCGGCUCCCCCGGGAGCUGCUGGAACACCAGCAGUCCCAUGAGGAAAGGCAGGAGAGGCUGUGGGAAGAAAAGGGGAUGCCAACCACCAACGGGCACAUAAAUGAGAGUGGUCAGGACCACCUCCCUACUGCACAGAUGCUUAACGGCUCUGGGGAACUCAGCACCUCUGGGGAGCUAGAGGACAGUGGCCUGGAGGAAUACCGGCCUUUCCGCUGCGAGGACUGUGGACGCACUUAUCGCCAUGCUGGGAGCCUCAUCAACCAUCGCAAGAGCCACCAGACAGGUGUCUACCCCUGCUCCAUCUGUUCCAAGCAGCUGUUCAACGCAGCUGCCCUCAAAAACCACGUGCGGGCUCAUCACAAACCCCGGCAGGGGACUGGAGAGGGUAGGCAGUCAUCAGUGACACCAUUGACCACCCCCAAAGAAGAAGAAGAUCCCACCACCACCCUGGACCAUCGCCCCUAUAAGUGCAAUGAGUGUGGUCGAGCCUACCGCCACCGGGGGAGCCUGGUGAACCACCGCCACACCCAUCGGACAGGAGAGUAUCAGUGUUCACUCUGUCCCCGCAAGUACUCCAACCUCAUGGCCCUGCGCAACCACGUUCGCGUACACUGCAAGGCUGCUCGCUGCAGUGCAGGCCCAGGGGCCGAGGGUCCCCCUAGCCACCUCAAGGUGGGAGCAGAGGCAGCCCCACAUGUAGAUCAGGGGCAUGGGUGCAAGCAUGAAGAGGAGGCUACUGAUAUCCCCCCAGCCACAGAUGGGGCAGCACCACAGAUCUGUAGUGUCUGUGGGCUGCUCUUUGAAGACCUUGAGAGCCUUGAACAUCAUGGCCGGACCCAUGGGGGAGGGGGAGGGGAAAACAACCAGGCAGAGACCAGGGUAUCACCUCCUCGGGCAUUUGCCUGCCAAGACUGUGGAAAGAGCUAUCGCCACUCAGGCAGCCUUAUCAACCACAGGCAGACCCACCAGACGGGGGACUUCAGUUGUGGGGCCUGUGCCAAGCACUUCCACACCAUGGCUGCCAUGAAGAACCAUUUGCGACGCCAUAGUCGGCGGCGGAGCAGGCGGCACCGGAGGCGGGCUGGCAGUGCUGGUGGUGGUGGGGGUGUCAAGCUCCCAUCGGCAGAGGACUGGGCCCAGGAGUUGGUGGAAGACAGUGAGAGCCCAGACUUUGCCCAAGACCCUUCAGGAGAAAGUCCUAGUGGAGCUGAAGGUAACUUGGAAAGUGAUGGGGACUGUUUGCAGGCUGAACCUGAGGGGAACAGAUGUGGUCUUGAGAGGGAUGAGGCCUGUUACCAGGGUGAUAAAGAGAGCAGAGGCAACGAGGAAGGACUGGAAAGAAAGGAGACCUGUUUUCUCGACAACUUGGGCAUCCCAGGAGAUGAGGAAGGCAGUGGGACCCGUUUCUGUGACGGCCUUACCGGGGUGGAUAAAGACCAGAAACCAGCCACUGACCUGCCCAAGUCCUGUCACUCUGCCGAAGGUGUCACAAGCUGGCAGGCUGAGGCUUCCCACACGUGUUCCGACUGUGGGCAUUCUUUCCCUCAUGCCACCGGUCUGCUGAGCCACAGGCCCUGCCAUCCACCAGGCAUCUACCAGUGCUCCCUUUGCCCAAAGGAGUUUGACUCGCUGCCUGCUCUCCGCAGCCACUUCCGGAACCAUGGGCCCGGGGAGGUGAGCUCAGCGCAGCCUUUCCUCUGCUGCCUCUGCGGCAUGAUCUUCCCUGGACGGGCUGGCUACAGGCUUCACCGGCGCCAGGCUCAUGACUCCUCUGGUGUGACUGAGGGCUCGGAGGAGGAGGAGGAGGGGGAGGAGGAAGGAGCAGCAGAGGCAGCUUCUACCCGAAGCCCUCCACUGCAGCUCUCAGAAGCAGAGCUGCUGAAUCAGCUGCAGCGGGAGGUGGAGGCGCUGGAUGGAGCAGGUUAUGGGCACAUCUGUGGCUGCUGCGGACAGACGUAUGAUGACCUGGGGAGCCUGGAGCGUCACCACCAAAGUCUGGGUGGUGGUUUUGGUAACACCAUAGACAAGGCACCCAGCAACUUGGGAGAGUCAGGUAAUGGCACGGAGAUGGUUACAGAUGGUGUCUGUGAGGGCACAGUGACCUCAGUCUCUGGGGAGGGUGCAGACAUGAAGUCUGGAGAGGGUGGAGGUGCCACAGUUGCAGACAGCCUUUGCGUGCGGGGUGGUGAAGGUUCCAUGGAGGCCCAGCCCCGCCCCUUCCGCUGCAACCAGUGUGGCAAGACCUAUCGCCAUGGUGGCAGCCUGGUGAACCACCGCAAGAUCCACCAGACCGGAGACUUCAUUUGCCCCGUCUGCUCCCGCUGCUACCCCAACCUGGCUGCCUACCGUAAUCAUCUACGAAACCACCCCCGCUGCAAAGGCUCUGAGCCCCAGGUGGGGCCCAUCCCAGAGGUGGAAGGUAGCCGUGAGCUCCAGAUCAUGCCAGAGGAGGGCCUGGAGCAGGCAGAAAUGGAGAAGCUCCAGGAAGAACUUAAAGUGGAGCCCCCAGAGGAAGUGGCAAGGGUGAAAGAAGAGGCAUGGGAGGAGACGACUGUGAAGGGGGAGGAGACGGAGCUGAGGUUGGAGACUGCAGAGAAGGGCUGCCAGACUGAAGCCAGCUCUGAGCGGCCCUUCAGCUGCGAGGUGUGCGGCCGGUCAUACAAGCACGCAGGCAGCCUCAUCAAUCACCGGCAGAGCCAUCAGACCGGCCACUUUGGCUGCCAGGCCUGCUCCAAGGGCUUCUCGAACCUUAUGUCCCUCAAGAACCAUCGGCGCAUCCAUGCGGAUCCCCGGCGUUUCCGCUGCAGUGAGUGCGGGAAGGCCUUCCGCCUGCGGAAACAGCUGGCCAGCCACCAGCGAGUCCACAUUGAGCGGCGUGGAAGUGGGGGCUCCCGAAAGCUGACUAGGGAAGAUCGGCCCUUCCCGUGUGGGCAGUGUGGGCGGACCUACCGCCACGCCGGGAGCCUCCUGAAUCACCGGCGCAGCCAUGAGUCAGGCCAGUACAGCUGCCCCACCUGCCCCAAGACUUAUUCCAACCACAUGGCACUGAAGGACCACCAGAGGCUGCACUCGGAGAGCCGGCGGCGGCGGGCAGGGAGGUCCCGGCGGGCAGCUGUGUGCUGUGCCCUCUGUGGCCGGGGCUUCCCUGGCCGGGGCUCUUUGGAGCGGCACCUGCGGGAGCAUGAGGAGGAGACCGAAAGGGAGCUGGCCAGUGGCCAGGGAGGCUCAGAUGGCACAGGGGGCAGUGAGGGGAAGCUGGCUGGACUCGCGGGCAGAUCAUGUGAUAAUGAGACAGUACCUCAGCUGGAAGAUGGAGCCAUGCGGCCAGGUGAGCACAGUCAGAACCCCAUCAGGGCAGCAGGUUCAGAAGCCACAGAGCCACUGUCUGGGGGGAACGUGGGGAAGGCAGAUGGGUGGCAAGGAGACAGGGGACUGGUGAAUCACAACGGAGGUUGGGUUCCUCAGGGUCAGGUACCAACCAAUCCAAAAGAUGUGUCAAGGGACAGUGUCCCCAGGAGCCCUUGCCACCUUGGCAACAGCCAGCCCGGUAGACUUAGUAUGAGUCAUGGGGAUAGCUGCAACAAUGGAGACAGCAGCUCUCAGCUUCAGCCAGAGAGCCACCCCGUUUCCUGCUCCCAGUGUGGUAAGACCUACUGCCAAUCUGGCGGCCUCUUUAACCACCACAGCACCCACAAGACAGACCACCAUUAUUGUCACCUCUGCUCCAAGGAAUUCUUGAAUCCUGUGGCCACCAAGAGCCACAGCCACAACCACAUAGCUGCUCAGACCUUUGCCUGCCCUGAUUGUGGCAAGGCCUUUCAGUCCCACCAUGAACUAGCCAGCCACCUGCAAACUCAUGCCAGGGGCCUCAGUCAGGUACCACUCCAGAUGGAGGAGGCCAGGGAUCCCAAAGCUGAGACUACAGAGGACCAGGUGGGUCUCCUUGGUCAAGGGAAAGCCCAGGAGACCCCAUCAGAACUCUCCAGGGCUCCAGGAGAGAAUGCUGGGAGAGCUAGUAGAGGGCAAGGAGUAAAGUCCACAGUGGCUGAAGACGAAGAGCGGCCCUUCCGCUGUGCCCAGUGUGGGCGUUCCUACCGCCAUGCUGGUAGCCUGCUGAACCACCAGAAGGCCCACACCACUGGACUCUAUCCCUGCUCCCUCUGCCCCAAGCUUCUGCCCAACCUACUGUCCCUCAAGAACCAUGGCAGGACCCACACGGACCCCAAGCGCCACCGCUGCAGCAUCUGUGGCAAGGCUUUCCGGACAGCUGCCCGGCUGGAGGGCCAUGGGCGGGUCCAUGCACCCCGGGAAGGGCCCUUCACCUGCCCCCAUUGUCCCCGCCACUUCCACCGCCAAAUCAGCUUCCUGCAGCACCAGCAGCAGCACCAGGAGGAAUGGACGGUGGCCAGCUCCGGUAUGGGGGGGGCUGUGACGGAGGUGGGCACACAGCAGAGGGUGAAAUCAGGCCCCAAGGUGGGUGGGGGAGCAAGAAAUGAGGGGAGAGGGUCACAUAGACUCAAAGAGGUGGGCAAAGAGGUGGAGGAAGAACUAGUUUGAGGAUAUUGCCUGUUGUGGAGCUGAGAUCUGAAUCCAUGUCAGGUAAAUAGAUGGCAUGUUGGAUGGAGCAGUGUAGGGAGUAGUCAGAGGCAGCUGUCUGGACUCCUCUGCUGUGCCACCGUCCAAGAGUAGUCGUCUUCGUUUUAGGAGGGGAGGUGGCCAGAGACCACCUGACUACCACAUCUGGAAACUGUCUGGAUUCAGCUCAUAAAGUCGUAACUCCCGCAAAGAAAGAUGAAGCUGUUGAUUUGAUCUCAGAUCUGGUCAUUCCUAGACCAGAGUAGGCAAGGAGCCAGGGCAGGAGGAGUGGGGUGUGGUGGCACCUUCAGACUGGACUGCUUUACGGCUUCACUGCUGACUUGGCCACGGAAACUGGGUCGCUGCUUGGCACCCAACUCCCUGUUACUCUUUCCCUGCGUCUGUCGCUGCUUCCUCCUUUUUCCUUGUUGCCCCACAUCCAGGAGCGGAU
Molecule: messenger RNA, 5956 nt
Organism: Trichechus manatus latirostris (Florida manatee)
Lineage: Eukaryota; Metazoa; Chordata; Mammalia; Sirenia; Trichechidae
Gene: ZNF646
Product: zinc finger protein 646
Exons: 2
Coding region: 22-5487 (1821 amino acids)
Biological process (GO): regulation of transcription by RNA polymerase II
Cellular component (GO): nucleus
Molecular function (GO): RNA polymerase II cis-regulatory region sequence-specific DNA binding; DNA-binding transcription activator activity, RNA polymerase II-specific
Source: RefSeq, a predicted model, not a curated record